CACGGAGUGAAUGAUACACAAUAAGUUAAUUUUUUUUGUUUUUAAAAAAAGCCUAAUUUUUCCUCUCUCUCUUUUUUUUCCCUUUUUUUAUUUUCCUUUUUUUCAUUUUCUUUCUUUCUUUUACUUAUUCUUUACUACUAAUUAUACUUUUUCAGUCCCUUCUUUUAAGCUUCAAUCAACUUUUUUUCAUUUACGAAUUAUAAUCUAUAACAUCUGUCUUAAUGGGUCAAUUACUUUCGUCCUUGAAUCUCCGCGGUAAUUCAGAUAUAGUGCCUGAAAUAGGCUUUGAUAUAGAAAAUGCUGCACCUUCUCCAGAAGAAUUAGAGAUUUACAAUGAAUUACAUACACUCUUAAUUCAACCCACAUCCAACCUAUUACAGUCCUUUAAACAGUAUGAACCAGCGUCCGAUGCUAUUCGAGAUGCCAUAGCAACACCUAGUGAUGAUAAUGAAGAUAAAGCAUGGAAUGCUGUUUUACCUACAGUGAACAUGCUUCGCACAUUUUAUAGUUAUUCCUCCGAACUAGGAAGGGGUAUUCCAAUAUUAUUGAAUGUGCUAUGUAAAGAUGGAACAACCAAAGACUUAGAUAGACAUCCAGGAUUAACAAAACUAUUCGCCGAUUUACUUGAUUUUGUGUUUGAAUUUGAUUAUUUAAAGAUAAGAAACCCUACAAUUCAAAACGACUUCUCGUUUUAUAGGCGCACAUUACAAAGAGGAAGAAGUACAAUAGAUGCGAAUGAUCCUACGAAAUCAGAUUUACGUACAGCAAUGGAUGAAGAUGAUUUGGCUAAUCGAAUAUCGUUAUUUAUUGCCUAUUCAACGCCCAUGCUUAAAUGCGUAAUCGAUACAACCACAAAAUAUGUUCAGUCAAGCCAAUUGACAAAGAGUGUAGGCGAAUGGUUAUCGAGCAUCUGGGCUGUUUGCUAUCAAACACUAUAUAAAAAAAAGUAUUCGAACGAACCCACUCUGACCAGUUUCUGCCUAAAGGUCAUGGUCGUAUCCAUCAUACUCUAUGAUCACAUUGACCCGCAAGGAGCCUUUAGCAAGUAUUCCCCUAUCAAUGUUAAAAAUUCUUUAAAAAUCAUUCAAUCCAUUAAUACACAACAAGAACAAUCAAGUACCAUUAAUCUUAUAUCUGCUUUACGUUAUAAUUCAAAACAUCUCAAUGAUGAAUCAACACCAAAAGGAAUUAAAAACAUGAUCAUGGCGACUUCUUAAACCAUUUGCAUAUAAAGAAAAUUCUAUAUAUAUAAAAAAACAAUCAUGAAUUCCCGCCCUAUUAUUGUCUGUGUAACAUAACACAAUAUAGCAACAGGUCAAAGGAAAGCUGUUGUUCUUGUUGUUGCUACAAUUACUUUUUAUUUUCGUUGAGAAAGUAUAAGAUGUGUGUUAUGCGGUCACCAUGACUACAGCUGCGGUGACAAUGGUUACCAUGAAGCUAAUGUUAUUAAUGUUAAUCAUACUAAUAUUCAAAUACUAACCUAACCAUUUAACAACAUUAGAUGUAAUUGAGGCAUGUAAUUAUUCAGCACUAAGCUAACGCUACUGUAUUUGAUUCUUUUUUGCCCUACCUUUUAAAUUGGGUAAAUGUACAGG
Rhizopus microsporus ATCC 52813 is the source of this 1595-nucleotide messenger RNA. Its product is annotated as DUF1394-domain-containing protein. The coding region runs from base 222 to 1217 and encodes 331 amino acids. The record is from RefSeq and is a predicted model, not a curated record. Gene Ontology annotation, molecular function: small GTPase binding. Gene Ontology annotation, biological process: regulation of actin filament polymerization. The transcript has 5 exons. Lineage: Eukaryota; Fungi; Mucoromycota; Mucoromycetes; Mucorales; Rhizopodaceae.